AUGAUGCCUUCCUCUCACCCUCCUCCAACCUUUUCCUCACCAAUUCGAUCUCCUCUUCUUUAUAACACAUACCAGAGCUGAUCCCUUAUCAGAUUCACUUCCCUCAAUCGAGGACUAUAUAUAUGUGUGCGUAGAGAGAUUGUUUAUGUGAGAGAGAUGGGGAGGUCGCCGUGCUGCGAGAAAGCGCACACGAACAAGGGAGCAUGGACGAAGGAGGAAGACGAUCGGCUAGUGGCCUACAUCCGCGCCCAUGGCGAGGGGUGUUGGCGGUCGUUGCCCGAGGCCGCCGGCCUUCUCCGCUGCGGCAAGAGCUGCCGGCUCCGCUGGAUCAACUACCUCCGGCCCGACCUCAAGCGCGGCAACUUCAGUGGCGAAGAGGACGGGCUGAUCAUCAAGCUCCACAGCCUCCUCGGCAACAAGUGGUCUCUUAUAGCUGCGAGAUUGCCGGGAAGAACAGACAACGAGAUCAAGAACUACUGGAACACUCAUAUCAAAAGAAAGCUACUGAACAGGGGAGUCGAUCCGGUGACUCACCGGCCCUUCACCAACGCCAAUCCUUCUUCUUCUUCUUCUAACUCGGAGCUAAUCUCCUCCUUUCACGGAAAGAACAGCAGCAGCAGUGACGAGGAGCCCUCGUCGACAUGUCGGUUGGCCAAACUCCCGGAUCUCAAUCUUGAGCUCUCCAUUGGCCCUCCCUUGCCGCAGCAAUUAGAAGCUAAUCCAAUGCUGGUCAAUUCCAGUGCAGAAGAAUUCAAGCACGCGAGGAGGAUUCCUUGGCCUCAGAACUUUGAACUCAACUAGUCUGUAGUUUAGUUAAUUAAAUACUGUGCUCUUUUGCUCAAUCCUUUAAAUUAAUGCAUGAUGGUAGUGUUUCUCUCCUUCCAAUUCUUCCACACUGGUAUCCUUGUUGGUGCAGCUACUGAAAUCACAGUAUCAGUCCUUCCAUCUUGUGAUUUGAUCUAGCUCUUUUUCAAUGUUUAUACUUCUAAA
This is a messenger RNA of Zingiber officinale, 990 nucleotides long. Its product is annotated as myb-related protein 308-like. Lineage: Eukaryota; Viridiplantae; Streptophyta; Magnoliopsida; Zingiberales; Zingiberaceae. The coding region runs from base 157 to 801 and encodes 214 amino acids. The transcript is spliced from 2 exons. The record is from RefSeq and is a predicted model, not a curated record.